UGUGUCAGACGACAUCGCUCUACCCUGAAACCGAGAAAAUUUACUAAGCCAUAUACGAAUAUUUUACUUUUAAAGAUAAUACUCGACCUACAUCCUGUAACGUAAACAUGAACAGUUUAAUUAUCAUCCCUACAUUUAUCAGACAUUUGGUCUAGACUGGAGAAGGCACCUCGAAAAAAAAUUUAAGGGAUGAAGCGCUCCUGCAGCUCAGAGUCACAGACAUCUAGCACACCGCGAAAGCUUCCAAGGUACCCCAGCACCAAAACUCCAACACCGUCAACAAGUUGCAGCAGCACCAGCUUUUCAGACAACAUCUGCACCCCAGAGCCUGCAGCAUCAGCUAUUCCACAUCAGACUUUUCCUAGGAUUGUCAAGAGAGGAUUAAAGAGAGCUGGUCCUUACCUUUUAGGUCCUCGGAUAGGCUCUUCUCCUGUGCACAGUAUUGUGCAGGUUUUGGCAAGGAAGGAAAAUACAGAUGAUUUCUACACUUUAAAGAUCCUGACACUUGAAGAGCCAAACAGAGAGACGCAAGAUGAUCGGCAAGGAAAAAUGCUGAUGCACACAGAGUACUCCCUCUUGUCUUUACUUAGGGAGCAAGAUGGUGUUGUGCACCAUUAUGGGUUGUUCAAGGAUGAAGCUUGGGAAGAGAGGGAGGUGCCUGACCAACCUGCAAUGGUAGAACAAACAGGCCGCAAGCGGAAACGUAUUUGCCUUGUUUUAGAUUGCCUUCUGCCGCAUGAUUUUGGCACCAGUACAUCAGAACUUGUCAACUUGCAACACUAUGUCAUCAAGGAGAAAAAGCUUUCAGAAAAAGAAGCUAUAGUCAUAUUCUAUGACAUUGUGCGCAUUGUAGAUAAUCUUCAUAAGAAAAACAUUGUUCAUCGUGAUCUGAAACUCGGCAACAUGGUGUUGGACAAACGUACCAGGCGAGUCACUGUGACCAACUUCUGUCUCGGCAAGCAUUUGGUUUCUGAGACAGAUCUUCUGCGUGACCAGCGAGGGAGCCCAGCGUACAUCAGCCCUGACGUGCUUAGUGGGAAACCCUAUGGUGGAAAGCCAAGUGAUAUGUGGGCACUUGGUGUAGUGCUGUUCACAAUGCUGUAUGGACAAUUUCCCUUUUAUGACUGCGUCCCUCAGGAAUUGUUCAGAAAAAUAAAAUCUGCUGAGUACACCAUUCCCAAUGAUGGUCGUGUCUCGGAAGCAACAAAAAUGGUCAUCUGUAAACUCCUUGUUCUGGAUCCUCAGGCAAGAAUGACAGCUGGGCAAGUGCUUGACACCCUGGGUGCUAUCAUAGCUCAGUGGAAAGCUUCGGCCUUCUCGAAUCCCCUGCAGAUGGUUCCGGACGUCGACGACAAGGACAGCUGCAACGACACAAAACCGGAGGACACCCCCGCGAACGGCACAUCCGACUUGGAGAAGCGUUUGUUCGAGAUUCAGAACGACGUGGUGCUGGAGCACAAAGCCGCCAGCACCAUGUCCGCCGUGCAGCCGCCGCGACGAGAGGCCGGUCAUCCGACAAUCCACAGACUCAACGUGGACGCCCAGCCAUUGGUGGCCGCCGAUUUGUACGUGUACAGGGCACUGCUACCCCGCCAGAUUGCCAAUAAACAGUGAAGACGUGGAGCGCACUGUUGCCAACAUAACAAUAAGGAGGUAUUGGUGUAAAGAGACUAUCCCUGUGCUAUCCGCUGUAGGCACCUGUGACGGGAUCUGUGCCUUACUGUAAUGCGGGUAUUAAGUGCGUCUAACAUAAUUAGUUAUGUGUCUUGCGGUGGACAGCGGUGUAGGGUUGUGAGAUUCUGCAUGGCACCAUCACCACAUCCGAGUGGCGCGGACUUACUGGCCUACUACGUCGUCACAGCGGAAACAGUGAUCACAGCCGGCGUUCUUCACGUUGAAGCGAAAGAACACUCUCAUUGUGAAACAAUUACAGUCUGGGUCACCGUGGGCCCGGGGACGGAUGUUAAUAGAAACGUAAGGUCUACGUUGCUAAGCAAAGUGUUGACCUUGGUACCUCGUGGGAAAAUUUUUUUCUCUUGUCUGUUGAGGACUCAGAUUUUGUCAAAAUCUUAGACGAUAUGAAACGUAAGACUGAAAUAGGACGAAAGAUUGUGCAAAGAUAUAUAAGUUUGUCAUCACUCCCAAUUGUUGCUGUUUUCAAGGCUGAUUUAUUAUAUAAACUCCCUGUUAAUGAAUAUCUGUUAUUAAAAAUACAUAUUUCAUGCUU
Molecule: messenger RNA, 2227 nt
Organism: Pomacea canaliculata
Lineage: Eukaryota; Metazoa; Mollusca; Gastropoda; Architaenioglossa; Ampullariidae
Product: serine/threonine-protein kinase 40-like
Exons: 9
Coding region: 190-1614 (474 amino acids)
Biological process (GO): protein phosphorylation
Molecular function (GO): protein kinase activity; ATP binding
Source: RefSeq, a predicted model, not a curated record